Molecule: messenger RNA, 1068 nt
Organism: Fusarium odoratissimum NRRL 54006
Lineage: Eukaryota; Fungi; Ascomycota; Sordariomycetes; Hypocreales; Nectriaceae
Exons: 3
Coding region: 1-1068 (355 amino acids)
Biological process (GO): transmembrane transport
Cellular component (GO): membrane
Molecular function (GO): transmembrane transporter activity
Source: RefSeq, a predicted model, not a curated record
AUGGAUCAUGCGUCGAACCCGACUGCAAAUCCGCCAUCUCGCAAUUCAAUACCUUCGUCUGACGUAGAACCCCUUCGCAAUGUCGAUGGCUUUGAUGAAGACUGGGGCGAUUUUGUAGAUUCAGAAUAUGAGUUCGAUAUUGAAGCGGUCUCUAAGGAUGUUAACCUCUACCCUAGGGGCAUAUGCUACCUUAUCCAGAUUGGUGAGGUUCUCGCUAGUCGUGUGAGAUUGUCCGUGCUGCAUGAGACACUAUGUAUCUUCUGGUCUAAGAACACCUUUCUUCUACAUAGACUCCACGGUCACCAUCGAGUUAUGGUCUUCUCUUUGCUAGGCCUGAACCUCCGAGAAUAUCCACCUAAAAAAUCGCCUGCCACCUGCAUCUCGUUUGCGAUGCAGCUGCUGCAAGCCUUGAAAAGCCUUCACGAUGGCGAGAUCGUGUAUGGGGACUAUCAACAAACCCACCUCCGAAAGCGUUUCACACUUGUAUCAACAAUUGCAUUUGGCUUUAUAACUAUCAACUCCUGGGUUGCCUUCGCCUCCGGUCUCGCCGUCCCUCUUUCAUGCGGCGCUGAACCAGCUCUCAUCUACGGUCUUCUUGUCAGGGGCAUCGUCAUGAGUAUCCUCGCAGCGGGUUAUGCUGAACUCGCUUCUGCCUUUCCAUCUGCAGGCGGCCAGUACCAUAUAGUCUACAUGACAUUUCCCGCUUCAACACGUCACUUCGCUGCUUUCUUUACGGGAUGGAUGUCGAUUCUGUACACCAUAGGAGCUACGGCGUCUUGCAGUUUCUUUGUCGCACAGUCGAUCUUGAACUUGGUAGCGCUCUGGAACGAGACAUAUGUUAUACAGAGCUGGCAUGUCUAUCUUGUCCAUAUCUGUUUAUGUACUAUCGCCUUCCUGGCUGCAUCGCGAUUCCCUGCAGCUAUUGGAAGCAUCGGUGUUUCAGUGUUUUGGAUGUCAAUUAUCGGCUUCAUCGCAUCGCUUGCAAUGUUCUUGGCAGUUCAAGUGAAGCAGCCCAGUAAAUUUGUCUUUACCGAAUUCACGAAUGUUUCUGGGUGGACAGACGGAUGA